Molecule: messenger RNA, 1074 nt
Organism: Clonostachys solani
Lineage: Eukaryota; Fungi; Ascomycota; Sordariomycetes; Hypocreales; Bionectriaceae
Source: the annotation of a GenBank genome assembly
AUGCGGUUCACCUCCUUCACCUACAUAAUCAGUUUGGCCGCCUUGGCUAGAGUUCAAGCCAAACCUUUCCCCCAGACUGACAAUCUGAAUCUCCCAACGCACACAGUCGCAAGUUUCAACCAAACAGGAUCAUGGUUCGAGAACCUUGCCGUACGUCCCAACGGAGAUCUCCUGGUGACGAUGAUGCUGCCAAAUCCCACGCUUUUUCAUGUCAAGUCCCCGGGUUCUGCGGAUGCACAACUGGUUCCGCUCUACAAGUUUCCCAACGCUACGGGCCUUGUGGGCAUUACAGAGACCGGCAACGACAGAUUUGCCGUGAACAUGCAUAACUUCUCAGCAUUUGUGACUCCAGUUGCCGACACUGGAGCUGUGUGGGAGAUCAAUUUUUCAAACACCCACAGGGAUGACUUCACUGCCCGAGAAGUGACUGUCAUCAAGGGGGCUGGUCUGCUGAACGGAAUGACUUCUUUGACCGGGAAGAACAGCAAGUCACCCAAGUGCAAGGCGGAGACGAGUCUCAUCGUGGCGGAUUCCUACGCGGGUGUUUUACGCCGCGUGAGUCUCUCAACUGGAUCUGAUGAGAUACUUCUUGACGCUCCCGAGCUGAAACCAACAACGGACAGUCCUUUUGGGGUAAACGGUGUCCACGUCUGGGGCACCCACCUCUACUGGACAAACACGGCCCUUCGGUCGCUCUACCGCAUCGCAAUUGACUCCUCGGGCUACCCUUUGAAGAGUGCUGCUGUAGAAGUGCUCCUCUCACUGCCUGAUAUCUCCAUUAUUGACGACUUUACCUUCGAUAAGAAGGGAAACAUCUGGGCAGCCGCGUCAAGCAAUAACACGAUGUUGGUGAUCUAUAAGAACGGGGGAUCCAAGGAAUAUAGCACCUAUACGUCGGCUGCGGGAGAGGUUACCUCUCUCGCUCUUGGGGGAGUUACAGCGACAGCCUUUGGGAUGGGGCGUGAUUCAAACACGCUAUUCGCAACAACGUCUGGUGCUUCUGCUGUUCCUGUCAAUGGCACAGUGACCGAGCCUGCAAAGGUUGUGGCUGUUGAUCUAUCUAGUGUACUGUAA